Molecule: messenger RNA, 2470 nt
Organism: Salvia splendens (bonfire salvia)
Lineage: Eukaryota; Viridiplantae; Streptophyta; Magnoliopsida; Lamiales; Lamiaceae
Exons: 5
Coding region: 111-2228 (705 amino acids)
Source: RefSeq, a predicted model, not a curated record
UAGUAUUAAUUCACCCUCUAAAUCACAAACAUCCAAAUACAAAACCCACAAACAUCAGCUUUCCAUCCAUCUCCCCCAAAGAAGUAAAAAAAAAACCAUCACAUAAAAUCAUGGAAUUCUUCAACCAUGGCAAAGCCGUGAGGCUGAAGAGCCACCUCGACAAGUACCUAGUCGCGGACGACGACCAAGAGACCGUCCGCCAGAGCCGCGACGGCGCGUCGCGGCGGGCGAGAUGGCGCGUGGAGCUCGUGGAGGGUAAUGCGCACGUGAUCCGCCUGAAGAGCCGCCACGGGCUCUACCUGACCGCCUCCGACGAGGCGUAUCUCCUCGGCAUGACCGGCAAGAAGGUGGUGCUGCAGGCCUCCGCCAACGCCUCUGUGGAGUGGGAGCCGAUCAGGGAGGGGUACAGCGUGAAGCUGAGGGCCAAGGGCGGGAAGUUUCUGCGGGCGAACGGGGGAACGCCGCCGUGGAGGAACUCGGUGACGCAUGAUCUGCCGCAUCGGACGGCCACGCAGGAUUGGGUGAUGUGGGAUGUGGAUGAGGUCGAUGUGUCGGUGUUGGAGGAUGAGUAUUUGCCGCGGCUGAGUAAUGCGUCGAGUUUAUCGGAUUCUUCCGCCCCCAAUUCGCCGCGCGUGGGCACGCCCGGUGCGGUGGAGGGGCGGAGGAAGUCGUUUUUCUCGAUGGAGAGACGGCGGUCGUCUCUUGCGUCGGAUAGGUCCGUUCACCCGAGCGGUAGAGAGGAUGGAAUGGAGUUCUUCACCAAAGCAAAAGCAGUCCGCCUCCAAAGCCACCUCGGCAAAUACCUCGUCGCCGACGACGACGAGGAGACGGUCCGCCAGAGCCGCAACGGCGCGUCCCGCAACGCGCGGUGGACCGUCGAAUUCGUCGAAGGGAAACGCGACCGCCUCCGCCUGAAGAGCUGCCACGGGCUUUACCUCACCGCCGCGGAGGAGCAGUUUCUCCUCGGAAUGACGGGGAAGAAGGUCCUCCAAACCCGGCCAGGAAAUCUCACCGCCGCCGCCGUCGAGUGGCAGCCGGUGAAGGAGGGGAACAGCGUGAAGCUGCUGACGGAGCAAGGCAAGUUCCUGAGAGCCAACGGCGGUUCGCCGCCGUGGAGGAACUCGGUCACGCACGACGUGCCGCAUCGGACGGCCACGCAGAGCUGGGUGCUGUGGGGAGUGGAUAUCGUGGACAUCACGCUGUCGGAUCCCGGGUCGGAUCCGGGUCCGGGUUGGAUAUCGCCCGCGUCGAGCUUUUCGUCUGUCUUCGAUGAUUAUUUGGGUUCGCCUGAUACCGGAUCGCCGGUUGCCCGAGGAGCCGGGAAUAUGUCUAUGAAACAGAUUUCCGGAAUCGAGUUUUUCAAUAAGGCGAGAUCCGUGAGGCUGAAAAGCUACCACAACAAAUACCUCACGGCCGAUUCCGACGAGGAGCACGUGAUCCAGGACCGAUCGGGGUCGAAAAAAUCGGUGAAAUGGGAAGUGGAAUUCGUGGAAGGAUCGGAAGAGGUGAUCCGUUUGAAGAGCUGCUACGGAAAGUACCUCAAGGCCGAGGAUGAGGAGUAUCUCCUCGGCGUCACCGGGCGGAGGGUCUCCCAGUCACUGCCGAGGAAGCUCGACUCCUCCGUCGAGUGGGAGCCCGUGCGCGACGGCAUGCUGGUCAAGCUCAAGACGCGCUACGGCAACUACCUGCGCGCCAACGGGGGACUGCCCCCGUGGCGUAACUCCAUCACCCACGACAUCCCACACAGGCAUCAUGGGUGGAUCCUGUGGGAGGUGGAUGUCGUGGAGAUUAGGCCGGAGUCGCCGCCUAGGGUUGUGGCGCCACCCCCCGCGGAGUUCGAGAGGUCAAAUUCCGUGGGGUCGGAUGCGGAUUUGAGCCCUACUUCUUUCAAUCUCCGAUCAUCGGCUAAUAUGUCCGGUGAAGACUGCUACGCGAAGAAAUCGGAAGGAAGGUUGAUAUAUUACAGUGUUGCUGAUGAUGAUGGAAAUUUCAGCGCGGAACAGUCGUUUCAGUUCAAAGGGCAGGGGCUGGAGGAUCUGUCCGAGAAGUUGGAGGAUUUAACAGACUUGGAGGACAUCAUCCUCUGUUCUAAAAACAUUGUAAAUGGGAAGCUGUAUCCACUUAGGUUGGCCCUCCCACCCAACAAUGCCACUAUGCAUGUUGUUGUAGUUCCACCCACUUCCACAGUGGCGAACGAGUUCCUGCCGCCGGCUCCUACUUCUACAUGACAUAUGCGACGAAGAAGACUAGACAUUUUGCUCAGAUAAGUCAUUGUUAGUACAUAUAUUCGUUAAUUCGUGUUAUAUAUCAAACAAUAACAGCUAGAAGCUUUCAAGGAGAUAUACCUACGUUUUGGAACUAGUGGAAUGUAUUCCGAUGAAUAUUGUUACUUAAUCAGAUGUGAACUACUUCACAUGACACCAAAAUUUUGAAAGUGGAAGAAACACUCUAAUCCACACAUUUUGAAUAA